Molecule: messenger RNA, 201 nt
Organism: Trichomonas vaginalis G3
Lineage: Eukaryota; Parabasalia; Trichomonadida; Trichomonadidae
Exons: 1
Coding region: 1-201 (66 amino acids)
Source: RefSeq, a predicted model, not a curated record
AUGAGCUCCGAGUCACCGAGAAAACUUGGUCAGAUGUUAGCAGCUUACUUCCCUGAGGAGGAUGGAAGCGUUACAUACGUAAGGUUCAAAAACAACGAACCUGGAAUUGCGUACCAAAUUCGCAAUUACAUGACCAUGGAAGAGUACGAAAGGUUUCUACAAGAGAAACCAGCUCUAAACAACUCAGAAAAGAAAGAGUAA